This is a messenger RNA of Symbiodinium pilosum, 597 nucleotides long. The record is from the annotation of a GenBank genome assembly. NCBI's taxonomy places the organism in Eukaryota, Dinophyceae, Suessiales, Symbiodiniaceae.
AUGGUUGAAGUUCUUCUUCGAUGCGGUCUGCUCUUCUUGAUUUCAUUGGGUGGAGCGUCGGCGGAACGUUCCCUCAUCGAUCGCGAGGAAGUUCGUGAAGAGAUCGCAGCCCAUGUGCAGGAGUCCCACUCCGAACAGGAUGGCGGAGAGCAUCACGAACCGGGUAAGCACGACAUCCGCGUGUAUGACGGAUAUAGGUACAGCGAGCUCCAGCUUGACAUCAAACACCCACAAAAGCGCUGGGCAAAUCUCAUCUGCGCUGAGAACGAAAGGCGCAAGGGCUACACCAUGGCGGAGUGGUUCCACUGGUGCAAGGACAAGAGAAAUCGAUGCACGGGAACUGAUUCGUGGAUGGCCGCCAAGAAGAAGGGCCGCGAAGAUCCGGGAGUCUUAGAGGAUAAGAGGAUUCGGGAAUGCCGCCCCGCAGACUUCCGAUUGGGCCAUGAUGGCCAUUGGUACCUUUUGGAGGAGUUCCGCGCGCACUUUGACCAGCCAAUGGUCCCGGGCAUGGGGGAGGCCAUCUUCAAUCAGGCACCCACAGAUCUUCUGACCUGGUACCGCCGUCGAGACCAGGCUGAGCUGACCGGACAUCGCUGA